Molecule: messenger RNA, 267 nt
Organism: Blepharisma stoltei
Lineage: Eukaryota; Ciliophora; Heterotrichea; Heterotrichida; Blepharismidae
Source: the annotation of a GenBank genome assembly
AUGAAUAUAACUCAUAACGAAGAAAUGCUUAUUUUGGUGCCUGUUGAUUCAUCGAUUAAUAUUUGGAAAUGGAGAAAGAAUAUUCGUCUUCAUACAAUAAGAGGUAUUAAGCCGUCAAUCGUUAGAAUCUCAAUAACGGAAGAUGAUAAAUUCAUUUUAGGAUAUACCCGUGAUGGGAAGAUUCGAUUUUCCAGCUUAGAGACUUUCAAUCAAAUAUGUUGGUACAAGUUUGAGAGCAUGGUUAAUGCGAGCUUUGUUAGCGGAUAA